AUGUACACUCCAACACAUCUCAUUGAUACUCACAAUUGCAAACAACAACAACAAUCAACUAGCAAACUUGUUAACAGAUAUCUCUCAACAGCCGCACAAUAUCUCAACCGAACAAAAAGCUUCCAUGUCACGCCUACAAAUUCCAAACAUCACUAUCUUCAAGUUCCAGUCAUUUCAACAAACGCGUCAGUAAGCAAUCUAGCGCCAUCGAUUUCGAACGACAUGCACACGACAGAAGAACUCUCCUUCGAUGUUACACCAGUGUCAAACGACGAAACAAAUUCAUCCAGUAUACCUUUGGAUGAAAGUAAUAAUAAUUCAAUCAAUGUCAAUAAAACACAAGGUCUUGUCAAUACAUUACGACGAUCAUUGAGAAAAAAUAAAGAACGAUUUUAUAAUAAACAAUCGACAGCAAUGAAAUCCUGUCAUUCAUUGAAUACACAUGAUCAACCAGGCAACGAUAUUCAAGAUGUCUAUAAGAAGAUGUCCAUGACACCAACUUUACAUCAUCGACGUCAGCAUCUAACGAAUAAUACUCGACAAAUUACGAUAAAGACGAGCAUUAUCACUGAUGAUACCAAUAGUAACCAAACUAGUAAGAAAUAG
Adineta ricciae is the source of this 606-nucleotide messenger RNA. Lineage: Eukaryota; Metazoa; Rotifera; Eurotatoria; Adinetida; Adinetidae. The record is from the annotation of a GenBank genome assembly.